UGCUGUCGUCACCAAACCAGCUGAUCUCCGACUCUCUCAUGCUGUUUGUUUAUUGUUUUAAUUCAUCUUUGUGGUUGAUUUUGUUUCCAUUUUCUCAUUUAUCCAAAUGGAUCCCAAUUCCUCAUUAAAACCUGAGUUAAUUGCUCUUCUAAUCCGUUCGGCAGUCGCUGGUGUGAUCACUUAUUAUGGAAUUAAAUUAGCAGUUAAUCUUAUGGAUCCAACGAUGUCACAGAAAAAGAAAGCCAAAAACAAGGCGAUUGAGAUUCUCAGGAAUCUUGGAAUUAGUGAUAAAAGUGAUGAUCUAAAUGAACACGAAUUCACCAUUGCCAGUGAUCUGUUAAAUCCAACGGAAAUUGAUGUUACUUUUAAUGAUAUCGCAGGUUUGGAUAAUAUAAUUGAAGAAUUGAAUCUUCAGGUUAUUCUACCGCUGAUCCAUCCAGAAUAUUUUGAAUCGAAUCUGAGACAACCACCAAGAGGUGUUCUAUUCCAUGGGCCCCCAGGGUGUGGAAAGACAAUGUUGGCUAAAGCGAUCGCUAAACAGGCAAACGUCAGAUUCAUGAAUUUGAGUGUUUCCGCUUUGACCGAUAAAUGGUAUGGAGAAUCACAGAAAUUGGCCCAGGCUGUUUUCACUUUAGCCAUGAAGAUACAACCUUGCAUUAUAUUCAUUGAUGAGAUUGAUUCAUUUCUGCGAUCAAGAGAUUCCCAUGAUCAUGAAGCAACAGCCAUGAUGAAAGCUCAAUUCAUGACACUUUGGGAAGGAAUUUUAUCUUCAAAAAAAUCUCAGAUUGUUCUAAUUGGUGCUACUAAUCGACCUCAGGACGUUGAUAAGGCCGUUUUACGACGAAUGCCUUGUAUGUUUCAAAUCGAUUUACCUAAAGAAACAGAACGAAGACAAAUUUUGGAAUUAACCUUGAAACAUGAAGAUCUUCAUGAAAAUGUUGAUCUCAGUGAAAUCGCCGCGCUGACCCAUGGAUACUCUGGAAGUGACCUAAAAGACUUGUGCCGAAGAGCGGCCAUGAAAAGUCUUAAAGAACUAAAUAGAAACCUUUUCUCUCUUUCGAGAGAUGUGACCUCCGAAAACAGUUCCAAUUCCAAUUCGGUUGAAUGUUCACCUACCCAAGGCUCAAUUUCAUCGAAUGCAAGAGAAAUUCUAUCGCAAACUCCAGAGUUAAGAUCGAUCACGAUGGAAGAUUUCAUUCACGCCGUUAAUUCAAUUGACAAAUCGCGAACAGGAAUCAAACCAACUCUAUCGAAAAUGCCUCCAUUGGAUUAGAAAUUAAUUUAACCAUUUGAAAAUUUUUCUUCAUUUUCUUUUCUUCCCCGUAGAGUUAAACAGUCACAAUCUUUUCUUGUCGCAAUUAACGUAACAAUUGAUUAUAGAAAAAUGUAAAUAAAGGACUGGAAAUCAAUUAGAUUUGAUUUUCAUUGUUAUUACACUGGAA
Messenger RNA from Panonychus citri (citrus red mite), 1442 nucleotides. RefSeq names its product outer mitochondrial transmembrane helix translocase-like. The record is from RefSeq and is a predicted model, not a curated record. Gene Ontology annotation, cellular component: mitochondrial outer membrane. Lineage: Eukaryota; Metazoa; Arthropoda; Arachnida; Trombidiformes; Tetranychidae. Bases 107 to 1273 code for a protein of 388 amino acids. The transcript is spliced from 3 exons. Gene Ontology annotation, molecular function: ATP binding; ATP hydrolysis activity.